Messenger RNA from Toxoplasma gondii ME49, 342 nucleotides. RefSeq lists its product as hypothetical. Bases 1 to 342 code for a protein of 113 amino acids. The record is from RefSeq and is a predicted model, not a curated record. The transcript has a single exon. NCBI's taxonomy places the organism in Eukaryota, Apicomplexa, Conoidasida, Eucoccidiorida, Sarcocystidae.
AUGGGGGGGCCAGCGAAGAGAAAUGGAUGGACUGCUGUGAAGAAGCUGAAGAGCAAGAAGCUCUCAGAGUUUCUAUCGCCACUCCUAGGCCAGAAUGUGCUUCCUCGCGCUGUUAUGGCGAAGGGUCGAGCUGCGCCCCUGAGCUCUGCCCAUAUUCACCAUCUCGAUAUAAGUCUUCUCGUUCUCUUCCGUCUCGUCUUCAGGGAAGACUUGACCGACCACAUGCAUUCGAAGGAACAAGGCUUCUUAUCCGUAGCCUCGACGCACAAGACCAUGGCUUCGAAAACUGUUGCAGCCAAGAAUCCACCGAUCUACCACGCUGUUCUUCAACGUGUCCCAUAG